Rhipicephalus sanguineus (brown dog tick) is the source of this 715-nucleotide messenger RNA. RefSeq lists its product as uncharacterized. Gene Ontology annotation, cellular component: cytoplasmic side of plasma membrane. The record is from RefSeq and is a predicted model, not a curated record. Gene Ontology annotation, molecular function: lipid carrier activity; enzyme activator activity. Gene Ontology annotation, biological process: ganglioside catabolic process; lipid transport. NCBI's taxonomy places the organism in Eukaryota, Metazoa, Arthropoda, Arachnida, Ixodida, Ixodidae. The transcript is spliced from 4 exons. The coding region runs from base 108 to 626 and encodes 172 amino acids.
UCAUUGUUAGUUGGCCAUCAGGACCACGUACAGCAGAGGUUUAAAAAGUUCCCUCCCCGCUGCUCGCGAAGUGGACUGUCGGCUAAUCCUUGUCACCCACCGGCACCAUGAUGUCCUUUGCGGCGUGCGCCGUGCUCCUUGCUUUCGCGGUCGACGUUGCGCAUGGCGCCGUGCAAUACCACCAGCUGAUCAAAUGUAGCCAAAACUACAGCGCUGAGAUCAUGGGCGUGGUGACUAGAGAUGCCGUUGUUGGCCAGCAGAUGACUGCCAAGAUCAAGCUGCGUGUCUACGACACCAUCCUGAAAGAACUGAAGAUGAGAGUCGCACUCUUCACGCCUCAAGGCACAGUGGUACCAUGCAUCGAACGUUUCGGAUCUUGCGUCUAUGACGUUUGUGAAGAUGUGCCCGAGAGCAAGAUGACUAUGUGGACGACCAAGUGUCCUGUGAAGCCAGGCACCUACUGGCGCAACUUGGUGUUCCGAGUGUCGCCGAAACUGCUGAAGUACAUUGGUAAUGGAAACCUGAUUGCUGCCUUGAUGUUGGAAAGCAAGGGCAAGAAGCUUUCGUGCCAGGCACUUCACCUGCGAGUCUUCAAGACGCGGCCCACAACGGACAUUUGGGAUUAAGACGCCGUAUCGAUGAUGAUGAGAACAAAGGCGCAUGGAGGUGAUCACUGAACUUUGUGACCAAUAAAGAGACUAUGUAUGGAUGGCAA